AUUGACCGCGAUAAUUUUACAUGCGACUGCGAUGAGCCAUUAAGUGCUGAGUUUUCGCAAGCAGUUGAAGCCAUCCCGGUCGAAUGGCUCAAAGAUAGCCGUGCACAGCAGCCGUCACAAUUGGGACGAAAUCAACGACGACAAAAGCAAAACCAUGCACCCAAUGAAAAUGAUGUGCUCAAACAUAUUGAACAACAGUUUGUCAUUUCCGACAACCAUUAUUCCGACCAUGCGCGAAAAAUACGUGAUUCCCGACGCGGUGCGCCAUCCACAUCAAUGGCGACAACCUCAACUGCUACUACAUCGAAUCAAUCGACAGCUAAAGCAUCCGUCAGCUCGAGCCCGCACGAUGACGAUAACAUUAAUGAAGAUGAUGACAUGAUUGAAAUCGACCUAGGCAUAGAGCUUGUUUGUCAAUUGGACAAUCAAUUCGGUUCUAACACGUUCCAAAGUGAAAAUUUGAAAGAUAUCAAAACAAAAGUGUUUAUGUCAAAAUCACUCGGGCAACAGUUGUACGCAACUUUUAUUGAAUCACUUUACCAUCAAAUCGAGGAGCAAAAGCAGCAGUCAAUCAAAGACGACGAAGAAUUUGCCAAAGAACUGCAAGUGAAGCAGCCACAAACUCAAAAUCUGUUUGAAGUUGCACAGGCCAAUUCGAAUGUUCAAAAUAUCGCUGACAUGGAAUACGCUUGGAAAGCAUACAAUUGCAAUGCAAAUGAAUGGAAACAAACGACGCGCGAAGACUUGGCAAUGAAACUCACGAAAGCAAAGCUAUACGAAAUUUUCCCUAACGUCGACCGAGAGCAGCUAAUUGAAGUGUUCACCGCGUAUGGGAAUCAGUUUGCAAAGACGGUGGAAUUCUUCAAAGAGAGCUUAAAGUCAGAAAUAGAUGAGCAAAUACGAGCCAAAGGACAAGAGCUGGCAACACAAGUCCGCGUUGAAGCGCAAACGGUGCAACCAACGCAACCAACCCAUUCAAAGCCUAACAAGCACAAGAUCCAAGGUGUUGCUGCUACGCUGAACAAGCUAGAUGUGGAAGAUGCCAAACGGGCGGCUCUACGCGAUUUUGAGGAAAAUCGUAACAUGGCUAUGCAUCAUUCUCACCUGAAAGCUGAGUGUUACAAUAAGGCACGAGAAGCAUUCCAACGCAAACAAACAGGAGUUGCGUAUUAUUAUACAACGGUGGCCAAUUUGCACAACACAAAAAUCGAUAUGUACAAUCACAAAGCGGCAAAUGCCAUUGUCGAAGUACAUUCCUACACGCAACAGGAUCCAAAUAUGCUUGAUUUGCAUUAUCUACAUGCGGACGAAGCGAUCGAAUGCUUGGAUAUUUACAUUGAUCGACACAUCAACGAGCUCAAAGAUGCAAAACGUGGUUUCAAAUACGUAUUCAUCAUAACGGGAAGAGGUUUACACAGCGCCGGUGGGUUCUCAACAAUCAAGCAUCGGGUCAAGUGUCGUCUGAAGGAACGAAAAUUAUCAUGGGCCGAAGUCAAUCCCGGUUUGCUUAAAGUCAAGCUGCAAUACAUUUCUUUGUUCACUGACAGUGUAAACAACAACUAAACGACAAAGUUCAAUUUCGAUUUUUAUUCUACAUACCAUUUCAUUAUUCAUUUUUUCUAUACAACUUUUGUUUCUAUCCAUUCGAAAUUAAGCAAAUUGGCAUCAAGCUACAUCAUACAUACAUACAUGACCAAGACAUAUGACCUAAUCUUUAUUUUAUUUUAAGUUACCGCCGGACACAAAUAAACAACCAUAAGUUGACACUACCGUCACUUUUAACAUUAAGACACGAAAUUUGUACAGAUUCUUUUGUACCAAUUGAACGAAUAAAAAGUAUUUUGAAGUAAAAA
Molecule: messenger RNA, 1853 nt
Organism: Sitodiplosis mosellana (orange wheat blossom midge)
Lineage: Eukaryota; Metazoa; Arthropoda; Insecta; Diptera; Cecidomyiidae
Product: NEDD4-binding protein 2-like
Exons: 4
Coding region: 277-1563 (428 amino acids)
Source: RefSeq, a predicted model, not a curated record